AUGAACUUGAGAUCAAAGAAUGUGGUAUCUUGUUUAUUCUAUCGACCCUGGUUAGGGGUACCCCUGGGUAUAUGGAUUGCAGUUUCUGUAGUGUACUAUUGGUGGCUGAUAUCUCGGAUAAAUGUUUUGGAAACCCAGAAUGAAGUAUUUAAGUCUCAAUUAAAGCUAUCUCAAAAUGUUAUGAGACAGGUAGCUGUUGUAUCUGAUACUACAUAUAAUAUUCCUGUGAUCCCAGAUGCAGUUGGGACUAUUUGUGAGACAAUUCACAUAGCCUUAGUGUGCAUGGGAAAAUGCACUCGCAUAAUCAUGCCUAUGCUAAAAUCAUUACUCCAGCAUCGCCAGAAUCCUAUACAUUUCCAUUUUAUUGUGGAUUCAGCUUCUCAGCAUACUACAACAAAAUUGUUUGACACAUGGGAUUUGCCAGAUGUAAAGUAUACAUGCUACAAUGCACAAAACCAUCUCUCCCAAGUGCGUUGGAUUCCUAACAGCCAUUACUCAGGUGUCUACGCCUUGGUAAAGCUGCUCUUCCCUGAUAUAUUGCCCAGCACAUUACCACAGGUUAUUGUGCUAGAUUCAGACCUAACAUUUUUGUCUGAUGUAGCUGAUCUUUGGAAUAUGUUCAGGAAUAUGAGUGAUGAGCAGUUAAUCGGAUUGGUAGAGAAUGAAAGCAACUGGUACUACGACACCGCUAAACGAUGGCCAGCGUUGGGAAGAGGAUACAACACUGGUGUAAUGUUACUAGAUCUAACAAAAAUUCGCUCUACCAUUGACUGGACAUCACUUUGGCAUAACGCCGUAAAUGAGAACAUAGAGCGAUUGAAGCAAACAACUCUCGCCGAUCAAGAUGUGAUAAAUGCGGUUAUACAGAAGAAUCCAAGAUUUGUUUACAAUAUAAGCUGUCAAUAUAAUGUACAGAUGUCCACGAAGACUCUUGCCAAAGGUUGUUACGGUGAAGACAGAGACAAUGUUAAGAUCAUACAUUGGAACUCACCCACCAAAUAUAACAUCAGGAUACGGGACGCUGAUUACUUCAAGAAUAUUCACCAAUCCUAUGUGAACUUUGAUGGUAACCUGCUAAAAGAAAAGCUGCACAGGUGUUCGCAUACAGAAUCAGUAACUUAUAAGAUAAACCAUUCGGACUUAUGCCUAAGUUUCCGCGCGGCGCAGCGUGUUAAACUUCGGACACAUUUAUACUAUAUGGAGUAUACGUACACGGAUAUAGACAAUUUUGACGUCACACUCGUCUUACAGUUGUCCAUGGACCGCCUGCAGUUUCUCGAGAGAUUAGUUAAGUACUGGGAAGGUCCUUUAAGUGCUGCCAUCUAUCUGUCGGACUGUGAAGUGACGAAAUUCGAGAGUUUUAUCCGCGAUUGGUCGGACACACUCAGCACCAGACGAAACAUAGGUUACCAUUUAGUUUUCAAACAUGAUGGGGUACACUAUCCAGUGAACUAUCUCCGGAACGUUGCGCUUGAAAAUGUAAACACGCCCUACGUUUUCUUAAUGGAUGUUGACUUUGUACCGAUGGCGGGACUUUACGAUCACCUGCGAAACGCAAUCAAGCUAAUCAACCCUUACGCUCAGAAAAAGUGUUUGGUGGUAGCGGCGUUUGAGACGCAGCGCUACAGGGCUUCGCCCCCGCGGAGCAAGGCGUCGCUGCGCGCGCGGCUGGCGGCCGACGUGGCGCCCUUCAGGGCUCGCGAGUGGCCGCGCGGACACCGCGCCACUAACUACACCAAAUGGCUCACCGCAACGGCUCCGUAUGAGGUGGAAUGGCAACCUGAUUACGAACCGUAUCUCGUCGUGCAUCGGAGCGUGCCUAAAUACGACACGAGGUUCUCUGGUUUCGGUUGGAAUAAGGUGUCGCACAGCGUGGAGCUGCGCGCGCAGGGCUACCGCGCGGCCGUGCUGCCGGGCGCCUUCGUGGUGCACACGCCGCACGCGCCCUCGCACGACAUCACCGCCUUCCGAGCGGACCCGCGCUACAGGAUAUGCCUCGCCAUUUUGAAACAAGAGUUCAUGGAUGAUUUGAAAAGGAAAUACAACGUGACCUUCGACGAGCCAUCCAAACCGGACUCGAUUUACUUGGGGCAGGCUAAAAGUUUACUGCUCAAUCAGAAAAACAAAGACAAAUAG
Molecule: messenger RNA, 2136 nt
Organism: Parnassius mnemosyne (clouded apollo)
Lineage: Eukaryota; Metazoa; Arthropoda; Insecta; Lepidoptera; Papilionidae
Source: the annotation of a GenBank genome assembly